UGCCUCUUGGCCAAACGCUGAAAUGCGAUAAUAUACAUCAUAUUGUUACAACACUUGAAACUAUACUCGGAUACUCGGGAUACUCCUAUGGAUCACCUAUAAGUAUUUAUUGACUAUACUUUUACUUUAUAGAACAUUAAUAUCAAUUGUCCAUUUGAUUCAACCAGUUUGGAUUUCAUGUGCUGAAAACAAAUUUUCUUAAGUGAUUCAACGACCAUAAAUAAAGCUCAUCAGAAUUUGCCCAUUAUAUAUUAUAUAAACUAAAAUUUGUCAACAUGCAGUCUUAUUGUACGGUGUUUGCGUUGAUAAUUAGCAUUUCGUUUGCGUUUGCAGACAAUUUAUCAGCAAAUAAUUGGUCGUCUGAUGAUGACACGUUACCGGAAGUGCUACCAAAAAAAAUGCGUGACAAAAAUGAUGAAGAAAUUCAAAAAGCAGUUUUUCAGGCAUAUGAAAACCAGCUUAAAGUGAUUUCUGAAUACUCUGGGCACAUGUUGGAUCCAGAAUCUCCAUACGGAUACUUUAAAGACGAAAUGCCGAUUUCGAAUGUGAGGACUUCUAAUCCACAGUCUGAUCUUAUAUUUUACAAUAAUGCCAUUAGAGGGUUUAUUGGACAUAAUAAAAACAGUAUUAUCAUUAAAUGGGUUCCGAAUCAGGUCGUUACUGAAUUAGGAUGGAAAGAACUGAGCGUUAGAGGAAGAUACACUUUCAUGAAUUCUUCRUAUUUUGAUCAAGGAAAGUACCAUAUCCAAUUACAAGACAUUAAGUAUCUGGCAAGUACUACGCUUUCAGAAAACACCGAAUCAUACCCAUCGACAGUACCAAAAUCUAGCAUUUCAUAUAAAAAUGUAAAGGUAUCAUUCACAGGUGGUUUACCAGAAGUAUUAAAGAUUAGUGAUUUUUCUAAUGUAAAACAUUUCGUUGAAGAUAUUGUUUUCCAACAAGUAGCUGAUCGCGUGGUUAGAGACACGCAUAACAACAUCACUGUGGCUAUACGACAGGUCAUAAAACCGUACAUCAUAAUCAAGAACGACACCGUUCAAAACUUUCCCGGUACAAACGGAAAGCUACCUARCAACAGCGUAGGGUAUAGCAUCAGCAACACUGUCAUUAGUGGACUCGCUAAUGCGGAACGUAAAUUGAAAAAGGUCACCGCGAAAAUGGCCACCAACACGGUUACAGUUGAUUUACGUACAACAAUCCAUAGCUUAGACGGUACAUUUGACUUUAAACUCGAGGAGAGUAAGCCUACCGUCGGCAAAGCUACGUUCACCAUCAGCAGAAUCGAUAUCAGCAUAUCGUUCAAUAUACUUAAGCCCGUCGAAUGCAAAUCCGAAGUCGUAGUGAACCAGCCAAAUGUUAAGUACGGUACAAAGUUGUCGAACGAUAUUGAAAAAACAUUGACGAACGCAUUUAUUGACAAUGUUAAAAUUCAAUUGACCACGAAUGUCUGCAAGACUAUAGGCCAGAUGAUUAAGCCUGGAAAAUAAAAAAAACAUCUAUUUAAUUUAUUCUCUAACUUUCAUAGAGUUUAUUUUUAAUGUAAACCUUUUUUAAA
Diuraphis noxia (Russian wheat aphid) is the source of this 1555-nucleotide messenger RNA. RefSeq lists its product as uncharacterized. The record is from RefSeq and is a predicted model, not a curated record. NCBI's taxonomy places the organism in Eukaryota, Metazoa, Arthropoda, Insecta, Hemiptera, Aphididae.